This is a messenger RNA of Vicia faba (fava bean), 1335 nucleotides long. Lineage: Eukaryota; Viridiplantae; Streptophyta; Magnoliopsida; Fabales; Fabaceae. The record is from the annotation of a GenBank genome assembly.
AUGCAAACGGCACCGAAUGUUGAUAAAGUAACAGUGGAAGUUGUUGGGACCCUCAUUUUCACCGUAACACUACAAAAACAACCGCUCCAGAAACUCUCUUUUAGGUUUCCAUUUCUGUCUACACACUUCCAAUUUCCAAUUCCAACCAUCUGUUUCUCGAUUCAGGCAAGUUUUUUGCGUCCUAAUCUAGACAUGGAAGACAAAUCAACUCUCUCCCUGAAGAUCAAGACUGAAGAUGAAGAAGAAGGCGACGUGAAGGAAGAUAAGACUGAGUUAGAAGUAGAACUGAAGGUUAAAAACAAAUCAGUAGAGAAAAAGAAAAAACAUAAGGAUGAUAAGAAAGCAGAUGAUUCGGAAGAUAUUGGCGAAGACGGUGGUGAGAAGAAACUAGGUGAUAAGGUGGAAAAGAAUAAGAAGAAAAAGGAAAAGAAAGAAAAAGAGGAAAAAAGUGGCACAAAGACGCACAAAGAGAAAGACGGCAAGGAUGGGGAGGAGAAUUCGGAAAAGAAAGAAAAGCUCGAAGACGGCAAGGAUGGGGAGGAGAAUUCGGAAAAGAAAGAAAAGCUCGAAGUGGUUUCACAGGAUAAAAAGGGAAAAGACAAUGAAGACGAUGGUGGUAACAAGGAGAAAAAUAAGGAAGAGAAGAAGAAGAAACAGGACAAGGAUAAAGAAAAUGAAACAAAGAAGAACAAGGGGAAAGAAGAUGAAGGAGUGGAUAGUGAAGAGAAGAAGGAAAAGAGCAAAAAGAAAGAGGAGGAGAAAAAGCACAAGGGUGAAGAUGCGGAAGAAUGGAAGGGAAAGGGAGAAGAGGAUGGUGGUGAAGAGAAUAAGAAGAAAAAGGAUAAGAAAGAAAAAGAGAAGGACAAGAAUGAGAAGAAAAAGAGCAAGGAUGAAGAUGCGGAGAAACGAAAGGGAAAGGAAUCGAAGAACAAGGAUGAGAAAAUCAAGUCUGAGAAAGACUCUGAAAAAACUGAUGAAGGAAAAGAGAAAAAGGAUAAAAAGAAAAAAGAAAAGAAAGACAAAUAUGAGGAAGAAAAGGGUGAAGUUGCUUCAAGGGAGUUGGUUGAACAAAAGAUUGAGAUGAAAGAGAAAGAUGAGGAAAAAGAUGAUGAGAAGGAAGGGAAAGAGAAGAAGAAAAAAGAAGAGAAAGAUAAAGGCGGUAAGAAGAGAAAGUUAACUGGUAAGGACAAACCCAAGGAUGUCAGCAAGCUGAAGCAAAAGCUCGAAAAGAUCAAUGGAAAAAUAGAAGCACUUCUUGAAGAAAAGACAAACAUAGAAAAACAAAUAAAAGAAGCUGAAGGUGAAGGUAAUGUAAUCAUUGAGAAGGUCGAGUAG